ACGGCUGAUAGUAGAUUGGUGAAAGAAUACGAAAUCGCCUUCGUGUCUACUGGUGAUGUAUUGCGUAAAGAAAUUCGUGAUCGAACACCAGUCGGACGAGAAGCCGAAGCGGUCGUAGCUAGUGGAGGACUCGUACCGGACGAACUGAUGUUGGAGAUUAUAAAAGCUGAGUUGGACAGGUUACGUGGUAAAAGUUGGAUCAUGGAUGGUUUUCCUCGAACAUUACAUCAAGGAGAACUUCUCGAUUCAGUGUUGAACCAAGAGGGCAGACCUUUGAAUAUGAUCGUUCAUCUCAACGUCCCCGAUCAGGUGAUCAUGGCACGGAUAGAGGCCCGUUGGGUUCAUUUGCCUUCUGGUAGAGUUUACAAUACCUCAUACUCCGCCCCUAAAGUAGCUGGAAGAGACGAUAUCACUGGAGAACCUUUAUCUCGUCGGCCAGAUGACACACCUGAUACUUUUUCUAAACGCUUAAAAGCGUAUUAUGAGAGUACUGCUCCGUUACUC
Messenger RNA from Tremella mesenterica DSM 1558, 504 nucleotides. RefSeq lists its product as uncharacterized. Gene Ontology annotation, biological process: nucleobase-containing compound metabolic process. The transcript is spliced from 5 exons. Lineage: Eukaryota; Fungi; Basidiomycota; Tremellomycetes; Tremellales; Tremellaceae. The record is from RefSeq and is a predicted model, not a curated record. Gene Ontology annotation, molecular function: ATP binding; AMP kinase activity. Gene Ontology annotation, cellular component: cytoplasm. The annotation marks the transcript as partial.